UCUGCAUACCCGGCCGCAUGGCGCCCAGCAAGCUGCUGCCGCUGCUCCUCGUCACGCUCGCCGUCCUCCUCCCCGCGCCGCCCAGCCUCGGCGCCGGCUUCGGGGCGGGCGCGGGCACCAUCGACAUCACCAAGGUCCUCGCCGGCUUCCCGGAGUUCAGCACCUUCAGCAGCAUGCUCACCGAGACCAACGUCGCGCUCGCCAUCAGCAGCCGCGACAAGGUAACCGUGCUCGCGCUCAACAACACCGCCGUCGCAGUGGCGUUCGGCGGCAUGCUGCGCGUCCCGCGCUCCCUGCUGGCGGACCUCCUCGCGCUCCACGUCGUGCUCGACUACAUCGACGAGCCCAGGCUGGGCGCGCUGCAGCACGACCGCAAGGGCGAAGGGUCCGUGGUCACCACGCUGCUGCAGGUCCUGCGCGCGCCGCCGCGUGGCGUGGGGUUCCUCCGCAUCUACUCCGGGGAUACCGGGCGCGCCAUGCUUUCCUCCGCCGCGCCCGGGGGGCUCGGGAGGAACGCCACCGUCGAGAAGCAGAUCACCGCGAAGCCGUACAGCGUGUCCGUGCUCCAGGUCAGCGGCUUCAUCGUCCCGCCGGGCAUCAGAGUUCCGCGGGCGUUGCCGCCGAGGGCGAGCAGGCACAUGGCAGCGCCUCCGCGCAAGCCGCCUGCGUCGGCGCCAGCGCCGGCGCCCGGCCCCGCCCCGGCGCCCUUCUUGGGGUCCGGCCCGCUGGUUCCGAGCCCGAUCAAGCCGGUGCCUACGCCAAACCUCGUGGAUACUCCCACGCCGGUGCCGGAGGAGACGGGAGUCAUUCCGAUCCCUAGCGUGCACGGUGGUCUUGCGGCGAAGGUACCAUCGGCCGCCGGUCGCGGUGCGGCCAGCUGGUGGAGUAUCGCCGCCGUGGCCCUCGGGAUGGCGACAUGCCUGCAUUUGCAUUUGUAAGUAGUGUAGCUAGCGGCAGAGAGACGGCCGUGGGUCGUGUACUCUGGUGUGCUUGGAUCAACUAGUUAGCCGAUUUUAUCAUUUUCAUUUCGUGAUCUGUAGCCAGUUCUCUAUAAUCUGCAACAUGCAAUUUCAUUUC
Molecule: messenger RNA, 1077 nt
Organism: Panicum virgatum (switchgrass)
Lineage: Eukaryota; Viridiplantae; Streptophyta; Magnoliopsida; Poales; Poaceae
Product: fasciclin-like arabinogalactan protein 3
Exons: 1
Coding region: 18-938 (306 amino acids)
Cellular component (GO): plasma membrane
Source: RefSeq, a predicted model, not a curated record